GGCCUUUCUUCGCACGUCUCUCUCUUUCUAAACUCUGUCAACAUGUCAGCAGCUCUAACUUGCUCUGCCGCCGACCUCUCCUCCCUGCUCGGUCCCAACGCCACCGCAGCAGCGGAAUACAUCUGCGGCCAACUAGGCACUGUUAACAACAGAUUCACCGAUGCAGCCUUUGCCAUAGACAACACCUACCUUCUCUUCUCAGCUUACCUCGUCUUCUCCAUGCAGCUAGGCUUCGCGAUGCUCUGUGCUGGCUCUGUUAGAGCCAAGAAUACGAUGAACAUCAUGCUCACCAAUGUCCUUGACGCUGCAGCCGGAGGACUCUUUUACUAUCUUUUUGGUUACGCCUUUGCCUUUGGCGGAUCGUCCGAAGGAUUCAUCGGAAGACACAACUUUGCUCUUAAAGACUUUCCAACUCUCACCUCCGACUACUCUUUCUUUCUUUACCAAUGGGCAUUCGCAAUAGCAGCUGCUGGAAUCACCAGUGGUUCCAUCGCUGAGAGGACUCAGUUUGUGGCUUACUUGAUAUACUCUUCUUUUUUAACCGGAUUUGUUUAUCCGGUUGUCUCUCAUUGGUUUUGGUCACCAGACGGAUGGGCCAGUCCCUUCCGAUCACCUGAACACCGUUUGUUUGGCACUGGAGCCAUAGAUUUUGCUGGCUCAGGUGUUGUUCACAUGGUUGGUGGCAUAGCGGGAUUAAUGGGUGCUCUUAUCGAAGGUCCUAGACGUGGCCGGUUCGAGAAAAGUGGUCGGGCUAUUGCUCUACGUGGCCACUCUGCUUCGCUUGUUGUCUUAGGGACGUUCCUCCUUUGGUUCGGUUGGUAUGGUUUCAACCCUGGCUCCUUCGCCAAGAUCCUCGUUCCUUAUGAGUCUGGUUCGAGCUACGGCCAAUGGAGCGGAAUAGGCAGGACAGCGGUUACAACCACGCUUGCUGGAUCCACCGCGGCUCUAACCACACUCUUCGGAAAACGCCUCCUCUCUGGCCAUUGGAAUGUAACCGACGUGUGCAACGGGUUGCUUGGUGGGUUCGCGGCCAUUACCGGGGGUUGCUCUGUGGUAGAGCCCUGGGCUGCGAUUGUCUGUGGUUUUGUGGCUGCCCUCGUCCUCAUCGGAUGCAAUAAGCUCGCAGAGAUGGUACAAUACGAUGAUCCCCUCGAGGCGGCCCAACUACACGGAGGAUGCGGCGCGUGGGGGCUAAUAUUCGUGGGACUUUUUGCAAAGGAGAAGUAUGUGAACGAGGUUUAUGGAGCGACACGUGGAAGGCCAUACGGACUGUUUAUGGGCGGAGGAGGUAAGCUGUUGGGAGCACAAUUUGUUCAAAUACUUGUGAUUGCAGGAUGGGUUAGUGCUACAAUGGGAACACUCUUCUUCAUCCUCAAGAAGCUUGACCUGCUUAGGAUCUCGGAGAAGGAUGAGAUGGCCGGUAUGGAUAUGACACGUCACGGUGGUUUUGCUUAUAUGUACUAUGAUAAUGACGACGAGUCUCACAGGGCCACUCAGCUCCAAAGAGUUGACCCUUGAUCUCCUUUACCCUCGCUCGGCUACUCAUUCUCGCGUUAAUUUUCAAGCUUCUCAUAAUUUAUAUCUUUUUAGUAUUUAUGGGGUUAUGUUAUAUGGUUUCAAAUGCAAACUUUGUUGAUA
Molecule: messenger RNA, 1638 nt
Organism: Brassica oleracea var. oleracea
Lineage: Eukaryota; Viridiplantae; Streptophyta; Magnoliopsida; Brassicales; Brassicaceae
Product: ammonium transporter 1 member 3-like
Exons: 1
Coding region: 43-1518 (491 amino acids)
Biological process (GO): ammonium transmembrane transport; ammonium homeostasis
Cellular component (GO): membrane
Molecular function (GO): ammonium channel activity
Source: RefSeq, a predicted model, not a curated record